Messenger RNA from Urocitellus parryii (Arctic ground squirrel), 2673 nucleotides. RefSeq names its product phospholipase B domain containing 1 (gene Plbd1). Gene Ontology annotation, biological process: phospholipid catabolic process. The record is from RefSeq and is a predicted model, not a curated record. NCBI's taxonomy places the organism in Eukaryota, Metazoa, Chordata, Mammalia, Rodentia, Sciuridae. Gene Ontology annotation, cellular component: extracellular region. Gene Ontology annotation, molecular function: glycerophospholipase activity.
CAGUUUAUUCACAGGGCUUUGUCCCUUCUAGGUCUGUGGGAGGAGUUGCUCUUAACUGUCUUUGUAGCACUGGUACCAGAAGCAUAAGAUGGGCUCAAUCAAUGCUAUUGAGUGAAUAAAAUGCCUUUUGCCUACUUCACAAUGCCACCUAGGGCACCCUUUGCCAGUGUCACCCAAGACAUAAUUUUGCCUACUUCACAAUGUCACUUUCAACUAGCCAUGCAGAGAAAUGGGGACACCACAGGGGAUCAGGGGGUAUCUAGUUUCAACCCUGCGUGAAUCACACUCCAGUGGUGGCUCCAACCAAAAAAGAGAAACAAACGAUCCAAAGUUUCUAGCAGCAGCAAAUAAUUUAGGUUAAAUCGCCUGGGGCACGGGGUGCUGAUCCCUGAGGAAUCCCAGAACGGCAAAGCAGGAGAAGCGCGUGUGGGCAGAGUAUGAGCUCUACCAUGACUCUGGAUGCCUCCUCCUCUGCUGGUAGCGUGGCCAUCUCGGAAGCAGAGACCAGUGGCACUGUGAACUGAUUCCUUCAAGCCCUGGGCCGCCAAACUGCCCGACUAGUCCUGAAAAAGCAGGGCGCAGCCUGCACGUUCCCCAGAAGUGCCGCUGAGGAACUUUCCCAGCCCUGCCCACAGGUUGCUGGAGGGUCAGACGAAAGGGAUCCGCCUUCCCCAGAUUGGGGCCCAGUAGGGCGAAGGUUGUUCUCAAAGCCACGUGAAGCUUUCCUCGCCCCUAAAAAGCCCCAAAUAGGCAGGGCUAAUGGGAGAGGAAAGUUAAGAACUCCCCAACUUCUAAGACGCAGCGCCCGCCUGCCAYCCCGAGAGCUGCUCUGGCAACAGCUGCCACCGCGCGCCCCAGCGGUGCCUAGACCAGCCGAGAGGAGGUCGCGGCCGCCAAGCCAUGUCCCGCCGAAGCCUCGGGCUGCGGGCGCUGCCACUGCCCCCGCCGCCGCUGCAGUUGCUGCCGCUGUUGCUGCUAUUGUCGCCUUUGGCUGCCGCGCGCCAACCAGAAGUCUACUAUGCAACUGCAUACUGGAUACCUUCUGAAAAGUCGAUAAAAGUCAAACACGUAAUGGACAAGAGUGGGGAUGCCUAUGGCUAUUACAAUGACUCCAUGGAAACCACAGGUUGGAGCAUCCUGGAGAUCAGAGCUGGGUAUGGCUCUCAGGCUCUGAGCAAUGAGAUCAUCAUGUUUGUGGCUGGCUUUUUGGAGGGCUACCUCACUGCCCCACACAUGAAUGACCACUUCAUAAAUCUCUACCCACAGCUGAUCAAGAAACCUUCCCUUGUGGAUAAAGUGAAGGAUUUUAUGGAAAAGCAAAAUCAGUGGACUCGGAAAAACAUCAAAGAAUUCAAGAAUGACUCAUUUUGGAGACAUACAGGCUAUAUUGUGGCACAAUUGGAUGGGCUAUAUGUAGGAGCAAUGAAGAGGGCUAUGGCAGAAGGAACAAAGCCCAUGACCAUGUUCCAGAUUCAGUUCCUAAAUGCUGUUGGAGAUCUACUGGAUCUGAUUCCCUCUUUUUCUCCCACAAAAAGCAACAACAUGAAGGUUUUCAAGAGAUGGGACAUGGGACAUUGUUCUGCUCUUAUCAAGGUUCUUCCUGGAUUUGAGAACAUCUUUUUUGCUCACUCAAGCUGGUACACUUACGCAGCCAUGCUCAGGAUAUAUAAACACUGGGACUUCAACAUCAAAGAUAAUGACACCAGCAGUAGUCGCCUCUCUUUCAGCAGUUACCCAGGGUUUUUGGAGUCCCUGGAUGACUUUUACAUUCUUAGCAGUGGUUUGGUAUUGCUGCAGACCACAAAUAGUGUAUAUAAUAAAACUCUACUGAAAGAGGUGAUUCCUGAGUCUCUCCUGGCCUGGCAACGGGUCCGUGUGGCAAAUAUGAUGGCAUCUGAUGGCAAGAUGUGGGCAGAUAUCUUUUCAAAAUACAACUCUGGCACCUAUAAUAAUCAGUACAUGGUCCUGGACCUGAAGAAGGUAAAGCUGAAUAACAGCCUUGGCAAAGGCACUCUGUAUGUUGUGGAGCAAAUUCCUACAUAUGUAGAAUAUUCUGAACAAACUAAUGUUCUACGGAAAGGAUAUUGGCCUUCCUACAACAUUCCUUUCCAUGAAAAAAUCUACAACUGGAGUGGCUACCAACUGCUAGUUCAGAAGCUGGGUUUGGACUAUUCUUAUGAUUUAGCUCCACGAGCCAAAAUCUUCCGGCGUGACCAAGGCAAAGUGACUGAUAUGGCAUCCAUGAAAUAUAUUCUGCGAUACAACAAUUAUAAGAAGGACCCUUAUAGUAAGGGUGAUCCCUGUAAUACCAUUUGCUGCCGUGAGGACCUGAACUCAGUUAACCCAAGUCCAGGAGGUUGCUAUGACACAAAGGUGUCAGAUAUAUACCUUGCAUCUCAGUACACAGCCUAUGCCAUUAGUGGUCCCACAGUACAAGGUGGCCUCCCUGUCUUUCGUUGGAACCGUUUCAACACAACUCUGCAUCAGGGCAUGCCUGAAGCCUAUAACUUUGAUUUUAUUACCAUGAAACCAGUUUUGAAAAUUGACAUAAAAUGAAGGUGGUACAUGAGGGAAUAGAACAUUGCAAACAAGAUACCAAAGGUUCUAUUUUAGCUGUUUUUCCCAUCAGAACUAUUCUUAAUAAAAUAUAUUAAAUUCAGUUUGUCAUUUUAA